This is a messenger RNA of Molossus molossus (Pallas's mastiff bat), 1850 nucleotides long. RefSeq names its product RIO kinase 2 (gene RIOK2). Gene Ontology annotation, cellular component: nucleus; cytosol; preribosome, small subunit precursor. The record is from RefSeq and is a predicted model, not a curated record. Gene Ontology annotation, biological process: protein phosphorylation; maturation of SSU-rRNA. Gene Ontology annotation, molecular function: protein serine/threonine kinase activity; ATP binding. The coding region runs from base 89 to 1738 and encodes 549 amino acids. Lineage: Eukaryota; Metazoa; Chordata; Mammalia; Chiroptera; Molossidae. The transcript has 10 exons.
UUUGCGGCACCAGAGACGCCGGAGUACCGACGUGCUUUGCGUUCCGCGGCUGUCGUGGAAGGGGCUUGUGGGCUCGCCUGGGACCGCCAUGGGGAAGGUGAAUGUGGCCAAGUUGCGUUACAUGAGCCGGGAUGACUUCAGGGUCCUGACCGCGGUUGAAAUGGGCAUGAAGAACCAUGAAAUAGUUCCCUGCAGUUUGGUUGCUUCUAUAGCCAGCCUUAAACAUGGUGGCUGUAAUAAAGUUUUGAGAGAAUUAGUGAAACAUAAACUCAUAGCUUGGGAGCGUACCAAAACUGUACAGGGCUAUCGGUUGACAAAUGCAGGCUAUGACUACCUAGCUUUGAAAACACUUUCUUCUAGACAGGUAGUUGAGAGUGUUGGAAACCAGAUGGGUGUUGGCAAAGAAUCUGAUAUUUAUAUUGUUGCAAAUGGAGAAGGGCAGCAAUUUGCAUUAAAGCUUCACAGACUGGGAAGAACCUCCUUUCGAAAUCUGAAAAACAAGCGUGAUUACCAUAAACACAGACAUAACAUGUCUUGGCUUUAUUUAUCUCGUCUCUCUGCCAUGAAAGAAUUUGCCUAUAUGAAGGCAUUGUAUGAGAGGAAAUUUCCAGUUCCAAAGCCAGUUGAUUAUAAUCGCCAUGCAGUGGUCAUGGAACUCAUAAAUGGCUAUCCUCUAUGUCACAUACACCAUGUUGAAGAUCCUGCAUCAGUAUAUGAUGAAGCUAUGGAACUAAUUGUCAAACUUGCAAAUCAUGGCCUGAUUCAUGGAGAUUUCAAUGAAUUCAAUCUCAUUUUGGAUCAAGAUGACCAUAUCACCAUGAUUGAUUUUCCACAAAUGGUUUCAACUUCUCAUCCCAAUGCUGAAUGGUAUUUUGACAGAGAUGUUAAAUGCAUUAGAGAUUUCUUCAUGAAACGUUUCAGCUAUGAAAGUGAGCUUUAUCCAACCUUUAGUGAUAUCAGGAGGGAGGACUCUCUUGAUGUAGAGGUUUCUGCCAGUGGCUACACAAAGGAAAUGCAGGCAGACGAUGACCUGCUUCAUCCAUUGGGUCCAAAUGAUACUGAAACAGAGGAAGGAUCUGAAUUCUCAUUUUCUGAUGAAGAGGUAUCAGAACAAGAAAAGGGUUGUCGGUCACAAAAUCAAAGUGAAUGGAACUCUGUGGAUGAAUCAGUUGACUGCUGCUGUGGAUCGUCUAGGGACCUUGAACAAAUAAAGGAAGACAGCUUGUCAGAGGAGAGUGCUGAUGCACACAAUUUUGACAUGACUGAAUGCAGCCAAGCUUUAGAAAUGAAAGGGCAGGUUGAAAACAGUUCUGAAACUGAGCUUUCGGAGGAGAAAAUCAACACUGACAAUGACACCACCAGGCAAGGUGGCAUCACAGGUCAGGGAGGAAUCCCCACGGGCUCUGAGGAGUAUGAAGAUGAAUGCCCUUAUCUGAUUGCCUUGUCUUCACUGAACAAAGAAUUCAGGCCUUUCAGAGAUGAAGAAAAUAUGGAAGAUAUUAAUCAAUAUAGAACAAGAACUCUGAGCGUUACUUCUGCAGGCAGUAUUUUAAGCUGUUCAACAAUUCCUCCGGAAUUGGUGAAACAGAAGGUGAAACGUCAGUUGACAAAACAGCAAAAAUCCGCUGUCAGACGUCGAUUGCAGAAAGGAGAAGCAAAUAUAUUUACCAAGCAACGGAGAGAAAACAUGCAAAAUAUUAAGUCAAGCUUGGAAGCAGCUAGCUUUUGGGGAGAGUAAUAUAUUUAAGAACUUGAAUUUUUUCAGAAAUUUACUAUGAUCUCUUUUUAUUAAGCUACCUUUAGUUCUUUUUGGACCAAGGCAGAUAAAUAAACAAACUCUCAUGUAUAAA